Messenger RNA from Trametes versicolor FP-101664 SS1, 852 nucleotides. RefSeq lists its product as uncharacterized. Lineage: Eukaryota; Fungi; Basidiomycota; Agaricomycetes; Polyporales; Polyporaceae. The transcript has 13 exons. The coding region runs from base 1 to 852 and encodes 283 amino acids. The record is from RefSeq and is a predicted model, not a curated record.
AUGAGUGAUCCCAGUAUCGAUUGGAGCAAAUCUGGCCUCCAGCUCGUGGAGCCCAAGUACUGUUUGUUAUCAAGUGCAUGUCUAUUGUACUACGACUACUUCCUCACCUUUCCAAGCGAGGUUCAGCUGAUCUGGCGGUGUCGAUGGAGUCCGGCGACAGGGUUCUUCCUGGUAAUACGCUACGGGGCGCUGCUCGUCAUCACUCUGGGAGUGGCCGAAGCCUUCUACCUGGGCCCUUCGGCAAUGACGGCAAGAAGCUGUCGAGCGCUCAUAGACGUCAUUCUCAUCAUGAACGGGAUACACUUCGCAAUAAUCUCCGCAUUCGUUGCCCUCCGCAUAUCCGCGAUAUGGUCGCACAACCUGUAUCUCGGAAUCUUCUUGUUCCUGCUAGGGCUAUUGAAUCCCUCUGUUCUGACACCGAUGCUCGCGUUCGGCUUCGAAGCCUUGCCCGGACCCCCAACUCUCAUUUCAUGUAUCAGUUAUCUCCCUCAAGAUACCAACUUAUUAGGGCCUCUGAUAUUGAGAUAUUUCCCAAUUGUCUCCUCCGCCGUGAGCAUCGUGUAUGAGCUGCUCUGUCUUCUCUUGACGAUGGCGAAGACGUUUUCUCUGUACCGCGAGCAACAAAAAGUAGGCAUAUCAACUCGGCUUACAGCACUAUUGCUGCAUGAUGGCUCGCUCUACUUCGCGGUUUUGACUGUGCUGGCUGUGAUUACCAUAGUGGCUGCAUCCAUCCCUCCAGGCUCUCCGAUCUGCAAGUCAACAAUGCUACUGCCAGAGCACUCACACCCAUCCUCACCACUCGAUUCAUUCUGGACCUCCGCACAAUCGAUCACGAACGAGGGCAGCCACUGA